AUGGCGACCCGGUCAAUGGCGGCGGCAAAGGCGGUGGAUCAUGUGGAGGUGGAGGAGGAGGAGGAGGAGGAAGAGGAAGAAGGAGGAGACCUUGGCUUGGGCUUUUUUGGUAAUGUGGACAAUGUAGACCUUUCUGACAGCGACGACGAGGACAGCGCGGGAAACGGUGAGGGUGAGGGCAAGCGUGCCAAGCGUGGAGACGACGGCGAGCCAGCACCUGCACUGCCCGGCGUGGACGAACUCUUGGCUGGCAGGCAAUCCGGCCCCUCCUACCUGGACACGCGUGGCCUCUACGCGGGGCGGCAUGUCGAGACCUUUGACACCCGCAUUGAGCCCAAGGCCAAGGUGUUUGUCAAGCGUGCACCCUCAGCCAAGCGAGUUCAAGAAAAGGCAGAGCGAGCACAGGCCAUGGCGGCCAAGAACAGCGGCCUAGUCAAUGAGAUCACGGCAGCAGCACAAGCCAUGAGCUCGACCUACCAGUAUCACAAGGUGGAGCCUGAGGACGAGGAGUAUCGAGCCUACAUGGUCAAAGACGAUGACAGCGAAGACAAAGCCGGACACGAUUCCUCCCGAAAGGCAUCCAACUUCAAUAGCAAGGAAAAGCGCAAGCGAGAUUUGGGUCAAACGAGCCGUGGCAAGAGCUAUGUAGAGGAGGAGAAGCGACUGUUACGACAACAAUCGGCGCAAGGUGGGUAUGGCUUUGACUGA
This is a messenger RNA of Monosiga brevicollis MX1, 708 nucleotides long. RefSeq lists its product as uncharacterized. The record is from RefSeq and is a predicted model, not a curated record. The coding region runs from base 1 to 708 and encodes 235 amino acids. Lineage: Eukaryota; Choanoflagellata; Craspedida; Salpingoecidae. The transcript is spliced from 4 exons.